GCCUCUUGCAUUAAACAUUUCAUCUUCUGUUGUCUAAGAGUUAUAAGAAGGAUUUUAUUCAGUCUCUGUCUGAAUUGAACUUAACAUAUUCCUCCACUUGGUUGGAGUACCUGUCCAUACUGAUGGUCCUGUUGAGCUGUGUGAUUCUGUGCAUGAACAAACCCUAUGAAGAGCAACACACCUACCUGAAGAUUUUGGAUUCUGUUGUCUUUGCAUUCUUCCUCGUGGAAAUGGUCAUCAAGAUGCUGGCCCUGGGGGUUGUUGGCUAUUUUGGCAACCACUGGAACACGUUGGAUUUCCUCAUCAACUUUGGAGAAGUGUUGGACUUCAUCCUGGCACGCUUCAGCCUCCGCUGGAAAGUUUUCCAAGCUUUCCGCCCGAUGCGAAUGUACGGCAGAAUACAAAUUCUGCGAGUCCUGGUAAUAGUGCUCAUAGACACCCUGCCUAUGCUUGGUCAUGUUCUCCUCAUCAAAAUCCUGGUCAUUCUCAUCUUCUCCGUUGUGGGAAUACAGAUGUGGGCGGGUCAUCUACACAACCGCUGCUUUCUGGGAGAAGACAUUCCUACAACGUACAACGUUUCCCUGAGACCAUACUAUAUUUCAAGUUGGUCAAAGUACUCCUUCAUCUGUUCGCCUGACAACGAGGAUGGGAUGCAGCGCUGCAGUCAUGUCCCACCUUACAGUGUGGACGGACAAAUCUGCACAUUGGAUGCUCCCCGUCACCACCACACUUCCACUGCAAAUGACUCCAGUGGCUGUAUCAACUGGAACCAGUACUACAAUGUCUGUCGGGCAGAGGGCAACAACCCUCGCAAGGGAGUCAUCUGUUUUGACAACAUUGGCUGUGCUUUGAUAACCACAGUCCAGGUGUUCACACUGGAAGGUUGGACAGAGAUCAUGUUCUAUGUGGCGGAUGCCCAUUCCAUCUGGAGUCUUCCCAUCUUCAUCGUUGCCACCAUUAUUGGCGCUCUCAUCAUGAUGAACGUGUGCGCAGUCGUCAUCGCCACCAAGUUCUCCGAGGGCAUGAAGAGAAAGACAGAGGAGCCACAGGUUGGCUCUGUUAGCACAGCAGCACUGUUUCACAAGCUCAUGGGUCACGUGCAGAGGAUCUUCUGUGGAGAGAACAGAAAUACCAGCAGGGUUUCUCCUGAAAGCAGCCAUGGCAGGAGUAAUGCCUUGGGUCAGGUCUUGACACCCUGCAAGAGAAUCCUGAAAAGGACUGUGGAGAGUACUCCGUUUAAACGCCUCAUCAUGCUUGCUGUGGUCCUCAGUACUGUUUCCUUGGUCAUAGAGCACCAUGAGCAGCCCAAGAUGUUGACACGUGUGUUAAAGAUCAGUAACAUCGUCUGCACCAUCAUAUUCCUCGUGGAGAUGAUCUUAAAGUUGCUGGCUCUCAAGUGGGAGUACUUCAAGGACCAAAAGAACGUCUUCGACUUUUUCAUCGUUACCGUCAGUAUACUCGGUAUGCUCCUGUUUGGUGAUAAAUUUCAGUUCGAGACGAAACAUGGAGACAUGCGCAAUGCCCGAAAAAACUUUGACAGCCUCCGCUGGUCCAUGGUUACUGUGUUUGAGGUUUUCACCGGGGACGGCUGGAAUCUGGUGCUUUACCACGCCAUUGCUGCAACAUCCUCAUGGGCCAUGCUUUACUUUGCUGUGCUCAUCGUGCUGGGGAAACUUGUUCUUCUCAAUGUUCUUGUGGGCAUAGUGAUUCUGACCUUUCAGAACAUUUCCAAUCCAAACGACGGUUCCCCUGAGAGUGACCCAACACACAUUGACCACAACAACAGAGACAAUGGCCAGCCUAGCACUGGAUCUGGCUCUGAGCUCAGCAGAUCCUCUGUGACUGACCCCGCCCCUACUGGAUCUGUCUCUGAGCCCAGCAGAUCCUCUAUGGCUGACUCCACCCCUACUGGAUCUGUCUCUGAGCCCAGCAGAUCCUCUAUGGCUGACUCCACCCCUACUGGAUCUGGCUCUGAGCCCAUCAGAUCCUUUGUGACUGACCCCGCCCCUGCACUGCCAGACAUCACUGAGGACAAUGAAUCUCUGAGCUUGAUUCAGAGGAUUGUCAGCUGGUUCAAAAAGCAUGAAGAUUGUUCAUUCUACGUGUUUUCUCCACAAAACAGCACCAGGCAGGGGUGCCGGGACCUGCACCGCAGCAGGCAGGGGUGUCUGGGCACAUCCCACCACCACCACCACCACAGCCCAUGGCAGGGGUGUCAGGGGAAGCACCACAGCAGUUGGCAGGGGCUUCAGAACCCACCCCACCACCACCACAGCCCAUGGCAGGGGUGUCAGGUAAAGCACCACCACCACCACCACCACCACCACAGCAGCACCCGGCAGGUGCGACAGGGCACACCCCACCACCACAGCAAGGGCCUACACCCCAGGGGGCAAGUGUCCCGACUGUUCCCGGCAAAAAAAGGGCAAAGAAAUUUAAACACUUGGCAUUUGAGGUGGAGGAGGAGGAGGAUGAGCAGGGGCAGCAGCAGCAGGAGGAAGAGCAUCUGUGGGUUGAGGCCACGCCUGCAGCUUGUGCCUCCGAGGAGAGCUGAAGCGAGGAGGAGGGCCAGAGAGAGGGCGUAAGGGCGGCCAUCGACAACAUUGUGGCAGAGCAAGCCUUGAAGGGCCAAAGCCCCGAAAAACAUCUGUCACCAAGCCAAGGCCCAGAGACCCUGGCGUCGACAGGCCAAUGCUCAGAGAGCCUUAAAUCAGUGGCCAAAAGCCCCAAGAGGAGGGCAAGUGAAGAAAAAAAAAAAGAGGCCAUCAGAGCAGGCCAUUCACAAAUCCCUCUUUAAAAUCUUCGGGGGCAAGAGCAAGGCAUCCAGGAUGAGAAGUAUUUCAUUCCCUUCCUCAAUGGAAAGCUACCUUGAGGACUAUGCUACAUUUGUCUUCUGCCCUGAGGGCACAGACAAAAUGCAACAGAACGCCGUGAGCAAGGCCAGCAGAGCCAGGGCCUUCGUGAAGUAUAUGAUGGUGGGGUGGGAGUCCACAAACUUUUGGACAUGGGAAUUCCUGCUUAAUACAAAGCACUUGAAGGCAUACCCGGCUGUCCUCCGAAAAUUUGGAUGGGCCCCACCCACAGUAAUACUGUAUCUGGGCCACGCCAUUUCAUUUAUGGAAUAUUUCAGAGAUACCCCGCCACAAUACUGCCGCCUGGGAGCGAGUCGGUCCAUCCUGAUUUUCAGGGACCUCAAGAAAAUAUAUAAGGAUGUGAGCAGGACUGUCCUGGGCCACCAGACCCUGAUAAAACAAAGUAAACAGGGCAGGCUGGUGG
This is a messenger RNA of Notolabrus celidotus (New Zealand spotty), 3276 nucleotides long. RefSeq names its product voltage-dependent T-type calcium channel subunit alpha-1H-like. NCBI's taxonomy places the organism in Eukaryota, Metazoa, Chordata, Actinopteri, Labriformes, Labridae. The record is from RefSeq and is a predicted model, not a curated record. The transcript is spliced from 18 exons. Gene Ontology annotation, biological process: calcium ion import; membrane depolarization during action potential; neuronal action potential. The coding region runs from base 123 to 2585 and encodes 820 amino acids. Gene Ontology annotation, molecular function: voltage-gated sodium channel activity; low voltage-gated calcium channel activity. Gene Ontology annotation, cellular component: plasma membrane; voltage-gated sodium channel complex; neuron projection.